CAAGCUCCCCGAACGCACCUUAAGCAUUGCAGUAAGCAUUCCAGUAUAGGUUGAGUUCACUGGUCUAUGGCGCAGGAGAUAGUAUUUCGCACUCUCGCCGCUUGAGGUCCACAAAGUUGAAUCAAAAGAUUUCUCAGAAAAGUUGUUGAUUUAAAAUUUACUCACGGGAGGGAGAAAUUGCUUUCUCGAGAGUACUUGUCAAUCAGUCACUUGGUAUAUAAAGGUGAAGAUAAGAGCUAUUAGCUGUGUAGUAUGAAAGGAGAGACGUUUAGCACUCCCCUAGACAAGGAUGGACACAUAUACAAACUGUUAAUUACAGAGUAGCUUGUCACGUAACCUAUUGGCUCCUUUUUCCUCGAGGCUUUUUGGCUGACUGCAGUAUUCAAACGAAGAAACUGUUAAUGGAGUGACAGGAGUAAUGAACAGUUGGUUAAUUCUUAUUACUUGAUACUGUAACUUGAUACAAUGGAUAAUAAUAGUGAGCAACAGGGAUUGUCAUUCUUGUAUAAUGACUCUGAGGUUCCGAAUUACCAUAAUGUGGAUACCAUGGAAAUGCGAUGCUUAUUGAGAAGCAUUUUGGAAACCAAUCAGGAGAAUAUAGCGCUCACUAGAGAGAUUACAAAUAUAUUGCCCAAAUUGAAUCUCGAACUUAAGACUUUACCCAAUGAUAUAAAAGAAGGUUUAGAUAAAGUGAUCUCUAUCAUGAAGGCUGAGAAGAUUCUUGAAUUUGAUGAGAUAGCAAUAUGUAUAGCUAGACAACGCAAGGAAAUAGAGGAGAAGGCACAACAGCGAGAAGAGAGACAUCUGUUACAGAUGCACAAUGAAUUAUGUAAAAAUCGUGCAAGAUUACUGAAGAAAUUGGACCAUUUGGAAGAAUCAGUUCAUUCCCUUGAGAAUACAAUUACGACUGGCAAAAAUGAUGAUUUAUACUGCAACAUGAUGUUCUUAUCUGCAAAGUUGAAGGAAUAUCAGCAGACUGAAAAGAAAUUAGAAACUGAUUUAAAUGAUAUGGAAGUUGAAGAGCUUUAUCCUGAAAAAAUCUUAGAGAAACACAAAUUGUACUUGGAACUGUUGAGUGACCUGGCUAAUGUUAAGCAAUUUUUGGAUCCGUACCAUGAUUUACCACCUAACUUAACAGAGGCUAAACUAAUGCUGGAGAGCAAAAGAAAAGAGUUCAAGGAGUUAGAACAACAAAUCUUUCAUAGGAUGAAUGAUUAAGUGUCCUGGGGAAAAAUACGAAUUUUCAAAAUUCUUCAAAGGAUUUAAGCGUCUAGCAAAUGUAAUAGUUUUCAAAUUUUCUUGUUCCAUUUGUUUCAGUUUAUUACGCGAACUGUAAUAUUAUAUUGUCUAUCAGUUAGAAGCGUCCGACGACAUCGCGCUUAACAUAAAAGUCCUGGACGAUACUGUCAUUUUUUUAAAUAAUUUUUCUUUAUGAGCUGCGUAAGUUUAUAUGUUAAUCGACAAUCCAUAUAACAUCGAUUAACUUAUGUUGUUAAUUCUGUAAGUUUAUAUUGAAAAGGAUUCAAUGAGAGCUCGAUAUAUUAUGUUAUGCUAUUUUGCUAUAUAAUAAUAUGAGAAAUUACAUAUUUGUUUUAGUUUUUUUAGACAAAAUAAUGAUAAAUAGCACGACCAAAAAUUUA
Molecule: messenger RNA, 1640 nt
Organism: Odontomachus brunneus
Lineage: Eukaryota; Metazoa; Arthropoda; Insecta; Hymenoptera; Formicidae
Product: AUGMIN subunit 1-like
Exons: 5
Coding region: 466-1218 (250 amino acids)
Biological process (GO): spindle assembly
Cellular component (GO): HAUS complex; cytosol
Source: RefSeq, a predicted model, not a curated record